UCUCCCCUGCUCAGAUACUGGAGAAUCAAUAUAUAUGGCUUCUUUGUUAGCUCGAUCUCCCUUUUUCUGUUUUUAUUUUUUUAUUUUUUAUUUUUUUAUUUUUAUUAUUAAGAAAAGUCAACUCAUGAUCAACAAACAACUUCUUAAAAAAGAAAACUAAAAAUUAUUUUCACGACUCAAAACAUUUUUCUAACAAAAACAACUCUUACAAAGAUUAUCAAAACACCGCCAUUGUUGUCCCCUCAUUGACCUGUUGACCCUUUAAACUACUUGGCUUUCCAUUUUUACGCGUUUCUACGCGUCGUAAUUUUGUUAAAACCGGAAUUAGUGUUCAUUAUAAAGUAGUCAUACUUGGUAUAUUGUCUAUAGAUUUUCUGGCCCGAGACUUUGGUGGGUUGAAGGUAAAGAAUUGUGAUCAGUUAACUGUUUGGAAGGAGUUGAGCUUGUCAGAGGUUUAAUAAUGGCCGCAGUCCAACUCGAUGGCUUCGAGAUUCAUGGGUUCCAUACUUUUCAAGAUUUAGGUAUUGGGAAUAUUGUGAAACACGCCGGAAGAAGAUGGCUCGGCAAUCAUGAAAUUUAUGCAAUAAUCUGUAAUUACAAGCAUUUCUGCGUCUAUAGCAGUCCAGUGAACUUGCCCAAAAGUGGUGCUAUUUUACUUUUUGACCGUAAGAGGGUUAGGAACUUCAGGAAGGAUGGUCAUAACUGGAAGAAGAAAAAAGAUGGGAAGACUGUCAGUGAAUCCCAUGAAUGCUUAAAAUUGGGGUUCUCCAAAUUUCUGGUUGGUAAUGAAAGAAGGAUCAAGGUAUACUAUGUGCGUGGCCAAGAUAACCCGAACUUUGCUCGCAGGUGUUUCUGUCUUCGUGACGAGAACCUAGAACACAUAGUCCUUGUUCAUUAUCGUGAUGAACUACAGAGGGACUCUGGCGAUAAGCAUGUAUAUUUUGUUGGCAACAAAGACUUUUUAGAAUCAACAGGGCUUGGUGACAAUUUAACUGUCCAGAAUCUUGAAUGGAGGCGUCAUGAGAUUAAUCCAAUGGAACGGGAUGAGCUUCCACUGACAAAUGAUUCUAACAACUCAACUGCACCUAAAGAAGAUGAAGUUUCAAGCUUUGAUCAAUCAAGUCAAAUUGAGAAGAAGAGACAACGAGAGGAUGUGAACGCCCAGCCAGGAGGGAGUGGUUCUGAGGAUAGGCGUAGGAGGAAUUGUGGGAAUACUUGGGAGUCAAGUAGCUUACAGCUGAAGUUCAUUAUUAACAAGCUCUUUCUUCCAGUAUUUACUGGGAAUGGAAUUAAAGGAGAAGUAGAUUUGGUUGAUGCUCAUACUGCACAACUUGUAACUUGUGGGCCAGAAUCCUCAGGCAAGGUUGAAAUUGUAGUUCUAGAGGGUGAUUUUGAUGGUGAUGAGAGUGGCAUUUGGACAGCCGAAGAGUUUAAAAACAACAUUGUGAAAGAGAGGGAAGGAAAGAAACCCCUACUUACAGGAGACGCGUUUGUAAAUCUUAAAGACGGCACCGGUGUGGUGGGUGAGAUUUCUUUUACAGAUAAUUCAAGCUGGACAAGAAGCCGUAUGUUCAGUCUUGGGGUAAGAUUUGUUGACAACAUUGAGGGAAUUAGAGUAAGAGAAGCAAAGACAAAAUCUUUUUUUGUCUUGGAUAACUGCCAAGAAUUGUUCCCUUAUGAUGAGGAUGAGGAGGCCACACUUGCAGGCGGGUAUUCACACAUAAGCAAUGGGAGCAAGUUUAUGGCUUCUGAUCACAAGAUUGGUGGAUUUGAUUAUUCUUCUGCUGCAGAUGGCAGCAUUGCAACCAUCAAUUCUUAUGGUGUUACUAGCGGUUUGGAUGAGCAUGGCUUGCACAAUAUUGACAGUAUGGAUCUCAGAUAUGACCAGCCGGCGCCUUUGGAUUUCCCAGGCCAAGAUCAUCUGGAAUUUGGCGAUAAUUUGUUAGAAUCAUCCUGGGAAUCUGAUCUACAGUGUGCCCUCCAUAACUUCCUGUUGGCACAUGCACAUUCUACAGCUGUUGCUCAGAGGAGAUGGACAAAGGUAUUCAGCGUUUAUAAAUGGUUCUCAAUUCGGAAGGCUGUAAUUUGUUAAAAAAAAAAAAAAUGAAACUGUAGAUACAAAAAUAAAAACAUAAAAAUAAAAGAGAGAGAUUGCUGCCCAUCUAAUUUGUAUGAGGGUCAUACAAAUUAAUAUUAAUACAACAAUUAAGUACUUGAUAUUGAUUUAGUUCCAAUGU
This is a messenger RNA of Corylus avellana, 2237 nucleotides long. The record is from RefSeq and is a predicted model, not a curated record. Lineage: Eukaryota; Viridiplantae; Streptophyta; Magnoliopsida; Fagales; Betulaceae.